This is a messenger RNA of Suillus subaureus, 1420 nucleotides long. RefSeq lists its product as uncharacterized. The coding region runs from base 112 to 1104 and encodes 330 amino acids. Lineage: Eukaryota; Fungi; Basidiomycota; Agaricomycetes; Boletales; Suillaceae. The transcript is spliced from 5 exons. The record is from RefSeq and is a predicted model, not a curated record.
AGGAGUCGGUUCGACUACUCAUUUUCCAAGUGAUAUUUCAAAUAGAAAUUUUGGUGUUGAAAGUUAUAUACAACCGCUGCAUAACAUAGUAUCUCAGUCUCCGGUGAUGUCAUGCAUCCCUCACGACUACAGCACACAACUCCGCCUUCCGGUGUUGGCACAAGCGCAAGAAGCUUUGCGAAUGACUACUACAUGUUGGAUGUCGGUCCGCCUGCUCAAAUUUCAGGUGGAAUUCCGGAUAGAAAUUCUAUGUCUGGAAAUCCUGUGCCAUUGCGGCUGAACACAGCAUCACAGCCGUUCAACGGCACUCUAUACGGUGGCAUGGCCAUUGCUCCGAGAUACGAAGGUGACGUUAGACAUGCCUUAGAAUCGCACACCGCAGAACCAUUCGGGUCCACAGGCUUCUAUAAUCCAGUUUACCGUGAUCCAGAUUAUUCCCAUUAUGCCAUAACACCCCCUCACCCUCCAUCGCCGCCAUCAUCGUCGAUUUCAGCAUCCAGGACGGAGACACUUCAUUCUAGUGCACAUCAGCCGACUCCCUCCACGAGCCGCACUGUCCAAGUGCCGUCAUUUCAUGGGCACGGUUCCCAGCAGUUGGCUUCUCCUCUGGUUUUCAACAUCGAUGGCUGUUUAAUUGAUGAGGAUGACCUUGCGGACCAGGAAACCAACAACGGCAACAUAAUCGUUGGCGAAUGUCUUCGCAAUGACUCGCCAUGCCGCCUUUGGGUGAAAGCCGACAAGGGUUCAAUCAAACGCCAUGCGCUGAAAUGGCAUGGGGUUGUUCGUGGAGGCGACACCGACAUAGUCUGGUGUACAUGGGCUGGGUGCCACGCCCCGAUGCAAAAGAGCGCCGUGCCACGGCACACUCUGUGCAAACACUUUGGCGAAACAUUUCAGUGUAACGGCGCUUAUGGAUACAGUGUAUCAUAUAACCCUACUACUACCCGUGCUAUUGAUGUGAAGGAUAUGUCCCUAAGACAGGUUGUCGUGAUUCUCCUUCCACUUGCUCAUGUUGCCCAUCGAACAUCGUGCUUGGAGCGGCCCUUUGAAAUAUACCGCUCCUGCGUGCGGGUAUAUCCUGUAGCUACCAACAAUUGCUAUUGAUUCUUACCUGCUCAAUGAUCAUCAUAUUUAUGUCUUCAUUUAGCCCUGCGAUACCCCCUAGAAGUAGAAGUCAUGGAGGUAACUUUGUGUUCGACACAUGCUUUGGUGUUACUGUAUUGAAUCAUCUUACGAUGUAUAAAUCUGCCUUGGGAGCUGUAUUGUAGUCAACUUCAAAUCUGGAGUUUGUAUGUGCACAAGCGUUCCAACACGAUUCUCAAUUGCAAGCCUGUCGCAAUCAAGGGAUAGGUAUGGCUAUAUCAGCUUUCCCGAGCCAUGUGAUUGUCAUUACAAAUGCAUGCGAACCCAUCUCAAUUAA